AAAUGAAAAAGAAUUAUGGUUAGCGAACGUUAAUCUGAAUCCGGUGGUCUGAGCCUCUCUCUCUUGUCUGUGUUGUGUUUGUCUAUGUCAUUCUUCCACCCUUUCAUAAUGCAUACAUAACACAACAAACCAUUCUCCAUUCUCUCUCAAAUCGAAAAAAACUCUGCAAAUUCAAUUCAUUCCUUCAUCAACCAAACCCCACAAAGCACACCACACAAAGAGGAAAAAAAAAGAAACCCACAAAACUUCACACACGAUCAUAAGAAAAAUUCAACGAGGAAUCGAAAAGUUCACUGCUUUUUUUCUUCUUUCUUCUUCCUUUUCUCUUAGUGUGUGAUCAUCGUUUCGUCGAUGGCCACGGGCCCCGAAAGAUCGAAGCCACUGCACAACUUCUCCUUGCCCUGUUUGAAAUGGGGCACCCAACGGUUACUUCGCUGCGUCAACGCCGACCUCGAUCAUCGCCGAUCCUCCAGAUUCCACGCGCCUCAGAACGACGCCGUUCGAAUCACCAACAAGCGUAAAAUCGACGAGGUGGGGGGUCUCAGAGAAGAAGAAGCUGCUGCUGCCGGUGGUGCUGCUGGUGGCGCGAAUAAUGCGAUGAUGCCUUGGAAUUUGAGGACGAGAAGAGCUGCGUGCAAGGCGCCGCCACAGAACAACGAAGAGGAGCGAAGGCUUUUCGACACGAGGUGUUCUUCGCCGCCGGUGAAGGAGAAGAAGAAGGUGGUGGUGGUGGCGGGGAAUAAUAAUAAUGAGAAAGUUAAGUUCUCUGUUUCUCUCUCUAAGGAGGAGGUGGAGCAGGAUUUCUGGGCCCUGCUCGGAGCUAGGCCCCCCAGAAGGCCCAAGAAGAGGCCCAGGAUUGUGCAGAGGCAGUUGAAUACACUUUUUCCUGGUUUAUGGCUGGCUGAGAUCACUGCAGAAUCCUACAAAGUGGCUGAUGUUCCUGAGUGAGGUGAAUUUUGGUGAUAGCUUUUCUUUCUCUAUCUGUGUAACAGCAACUGUGAAUUUCAAUUUGCUCUUUAACUAGAAUUCAUGAGUGGUCAAUGGUUAUGCUGUGCAGGGGCUGAAAUGAAUGGCAAACACUGAUUGUGACUCUGAAUGGAUCCCCCAUUUAUUUUUGCUUGCUGACUUCCUAUGUGUUGUGACAUAAAUAAUGGUAAAUUCCAAAUCAUCUAUGUAAAUCAAAGGUUUAAUUCAAUAAUCAUGAAAUUUUGGAAUUUUGCAAUUAGUUGUACUUGUCUGAAUGUUGUAGCUUGCAGAUUCUAUGAAUCAACGUUCUUUUGUGCAUUUCUUUGAA
Molecule: messenger RNA, 1294 nt
Organism: Glycine soja
Lineage: Eukaryota; Viridiplantae; Streptophyta; Magnoliopsida; Fabales; Fabaceae
Exons: 2
Coding region: 352-948 (198 amino acids)
Source: RefSeq, a predicted model, not a curated record